This is a messenger RNA of Suillus discolor, 1146 nucleotides long. RefSeq lists its product as uncharacterized. Gene Ontology annotation, molecular function: protein binding. Bases 1 to 1146 code for a protein of 381 amino acids. The transcript has a single exon. The record is from RefSeq and is a predicted model, not a curated record. NCBI's taxonomy places the organism in Eukaryota, Fungi, Basidiomycota, Agaricomycetes, Boletales, Suillaceae.
AUGCUGGACCUCGACACCCCGUACUCCCGAGCCGCACUACUUAAUCCUAAUCAAUGCGUAAUCGAGCUCGAAGACCACUGGAGCAUCAACGCCAUCAUCACUGAACGCAACCAUCAAUUAGAUACAGUUUUGCACGAGAUCUCAGACCUGAAAACGAUUAUGAAUGGCAUCCAAAACCUUCACAGACAACUCGUUGAAAAGAAGAACAAGAUCAUUGAUUCCAUUAAUUCGCACAAGAGACUUAAAUUGGCUCUGUGGCGCUUGCCAACUGAAAUUCUAUCCUACAUUUUCGUUGACUGUCUCCCGGAAGACAGAUACUUGUCGCCCGCAUCAAGACAGGCUCCCAUACUGUUGACUAGAAUAUGCCGACGAUGGAGGGAAGUUGCUGUGGGCAUGCCCAGUUUAUGGUGCAGGCUGCGUUUAAAAGUGGAGCAUAAUGACUGGCAAAAACGAGCCUUUUGCUAUGAUGCGUGGCUCAAGCGAACCUCAGGCCAUCCGCUCUCGCUGGCACUCCGCUGCUACAAUAAUUGGACCCCACUAGUACGAAGCCUUCUCCAUCCUUACAUCCAUCAAAUCUUUUCUCUCAAUAUCGAUUUUCAACGAGUCGAGCAACCUGAAUGCGUAUUCAAAGAUUUCUCAGCACUUCGGGAGCUCAUCAUUCCAAAUCAUAUUACAUUCAAGCUACUAUGUUCCUUCGCUCCCUUAUGGGCCCACUUAACAAAAGUCGAGAUCUUGGUAGAUAAACCAGAUGCAUUCCUCCGUCUGCUCCGCCUAUGUCCCAACCUCUCCUCAUUAACGAAUUACGCGGAAUUCUUCCAAAAGAAGUCCUCGAGGCCAUUCACGCACCCCAAGCUUCAAUCUCUGCAUCUUUAUGGCGAUCCUUGGAGUUCCAGAGAACCAUUACUGGGCAUGUUCGAUGCUCUGUCACUCCCCAAUUUACGCGUACUUCAUGUUUGGAAUACAUCAAGCUGGCCUCAUGAAGAGUUCAAGACAUUUCUGACAAGGUCAGCAUGUCCCCUGGAGAGCCUGGUUUUCGGCAGUACAGUGAUUACGACUGUGAAGCAACGAGCGGAAUACGUCGCCCUUGUUCCUUUCCUCGAAGUAGUAGUUCGGAAUCCUAGUCGUACUCUUAUAUGUUACAAGUGA